AUGGUAAGCUUUGGUGGGGGACUUGUGAGUGGCGAUCAUAUCGAUCUGGACGUGGAUGUUGGCUCAGAUACACGCCUUCUUAUGCUCACGCAGGGUAGCACCAAAGUGUACCGGGAGCGCCGACAUGGAGAUGCUCCUUCUCGCGCUGCUCGAGCCCCAGGGCUGACUGAGAUAUCACAGCAGUAUAUCCGCUUCAUUGUGCGUGAAAAUGCCACGCUGAUCCUGCUUCCUGCCCCGGUUACGUGCUUUGCGCGCUCGCGCUAUGCCCAGACGCAGCGUUUUGAUCUCCGAAGCAGCACGUCGUCGUCGCUCGUGCUGCUUGAUUGGUUCACAUCGGGCCGCCUUGUGGUGGAUGGACCGCGAGACUCGACAGAUAUGCAACGCAUCCCAGAGAUGUGGCACUUUUAUUUAUACCACAGCCGCAACGAGGUGCGCAUCGAUGGUAACGUGUUGGUCCGUGACCGGCAACACUUGGCACAAGAGCUGCCCGAGGUGCUAAGACGAGAUACAAAGACAGAUCUAGCACGCCGUUGUGAUCCUUAUACAUGCUAUGGCUUGCUGGUGCUGUACGGCCCAGAAUGUCAGGUCUUGUGUCGGGCUCUUGCGGCAGAGUAUGACCAAAUCCAGCAACCACAGCCACUGCUCCGCUCCGGAGGCACACUCGGUGCCUCCCACAUUGCGCCGCCCGACGUGUUAUGGAGUUUGAGCCCGCUGUGCUCAGGUGCGCCUGUGCCUGGCAGCGACCGUAAGGGGGCAGGUGGUCCAGACAGCGGGGUGGUGGUGCGGCUCGCAGGCGUAAGCACAGAAUCGCUGCGAGCAUGGAUGCAUUUGCGCUUAAAGCCGCUUCAGCACUUGAUUGGCGAUGAUUUGUACCGAGUAGCCCUGGCCUAA
This is a messenger RNA of Malassezia sympodialis ATCC 42132, 891 nucleotides long. Its product is annotated as urease accessory protein UreD. NCBI's taxonomy places the organism in Eukaryota, Fungi, Basidiomycota, Malasseziomycetes, Malasseziales, Malasseziaceae. The record is from RefSeq and is a predicted model, not a curated record. Gene Ontology annotation, molecular function: nickel cation binding.